CGGCCGUCGUGAGAGGCAUGUUCCCGGUGGAACUCUGUCAGAAUCGGACGACAUCCGGCAAAUCAGGCGGGAAGGGAGAAACAUCCGAGGCAGAGACACGGCCGGUAGAAUCCACGGAGAUUCCUCGCUGUGUUUUGGUGGGUCCCAAGGGUAGUGGUAAAACAGCGCUGCUGUUCCAGUACGGCCUCAGUCUGGUGAGCCAAGGUCGCCGCGUGACCUUCAUCUCGCACGAGACGCUCCACACGAUGCCGCUCAAGGUCGCGGGGACGCAGAAACCCGACCAGAUGGCACUCAAACAGCUGCAGAUCUUGUACCUGAACACCCAGGAGUCCUUACUGCAGUACCUGAGCUCCGUCCACACCCAGGCCCCCCUCCCCACCGCUAUCCUAACUGCUGAGACAGCCCCCGUAGUGGCCAGACUGUGUGCUUACCUCGUCGACGCUGCUUUCUUCAUCUCAAACAAACUGUCAGAAGACAGGUCCGUAACCGGGCGUGUCCUGUGCCCGGUGGUUGCCACGGUGACACCGCCCGGUGACCGGACGGCUCUGCGCUGGUACGAGCGGUUCCUGACCUCUGUCUGGGAGGUCAAAGGUGUUGCCGGGCAGCAGAGUAUCUACCAGCUGUCUAACGUGUCGAGCGCCAGCCGAGACUCGCUGGUCGUGACAUAUGAAAUUAGCGACGCACUAAGGAUGCUCGACGUGCAGGAGGAAGAACAGCUGGAGGUGGGGGACUGAAGGGUGGACCAUGGAGCAACUACAGGAACCAACAUGUCUGCUGUGCAGCUGAGUUGAAGAAUCUGGAGGCUGUUUCCUCAGAAUUUAGCAGAAAUCCCUGCCUCUGACUUGUCUGAAGUGAUACCCAUCUGACCAGAGAGGACCGUAGGAGGCUGUUUCCCCAGAAUUCAGCAGAAGUCUGAAAUGAUGCCCAGAUGAGCUGGCGAACAGUAAAGUUGUUUCCAGAAAAUUCAACAGGUUAGUUUUUUACAAGCAAGAAGACCCAGGUUCAAUCCCCAGGGUUGGACCCAGACAUGUCCGGACUUGCACCCAGACGUUGUGCCCUUGGGAAAGGCACUUAACACGUAUUUCCCCCCUCAGUUACAGGGUUCCUGGGCCCUACUAGGGUUUGGGUUGGCGUUAGGAAGGGCAUCCAGCCGUAAAAAUCGUGCUUCAAAAAAAGACUUGUACCUCGUGCAAGCACGUCUAACCCCCAGUUGGGGAAAAAUGACGUUAAAUUCGGUUUAAAAAAAAAAGUUUCCUGAUCAUGUUUGCAGCAUGAAAUAACCAGAAAUAGUCACAAACUGAACCAUAUUCCUGCCAAAAAGUGCUACUGUCAGAACCCCGUACCAUCUAGUGGGAAUCAGAUUCACCAGGAACUGUCCUGGCAGACCGUGGAGGAGAGACUUAAGAUCAAUAAUAAUGUGCACCUUCAAAAAAAUUCCAAACAACCAGCCGUACUCUACAAUCAACUGCGCCUUGUGUCACAUCAACACACUUACAGAACCAGAAAUGCUACUCGGAACACCUUCAAACUAGACAAACCAAAAACAAACAGCACUAAAAAAGCCUUCACAUACAGAACUACUGCAGCAUGGAACUCUCUACCACAUGGGCUGCAAACAGUGUCAUAACAUGAGAAGUUCAAACAAGACCUACUAAAGCACAUGAGGGUCUUGAAUAAGUAAAGCACAUACGAUGUUACACAUUUGUUUCUUUUAAAUGAUUUUGUAAUGUAAAUGUAUAUGUAAUUGUAUGUGAUGUAUUGUCAUGUCUUAUGUACCCUCUCC
Molecule: messenger RNA, 1783 nt
Organism: Branchiostoma belcheri (Belcher's lancelet)
Lineage: Eukaryota; Metazoa; Chordata; Leptocardii; Amphioxiformes; Branchiostomatidae
Exons: 9
Coding region: 18-734 (238 amino acids)
Biological process (GO): double-strand break repair via homologous recombination
Cellular component (GO): Shu complex
Molecular function (GO): single-stranded DNA binding
Source: RefSeq, a predicted model, not a curated record